AUGGAAGACCUGCAUGUGGAGGCGGCCUGUGAUAUAUCAAGGCCGUUGGAUGAUACAUUGCUCGCUAUACCAGCUUUGCACGGUGGUGACCUUGUGGACGAAAAGACACUCCACAUAUCCGAUAUCAAGGGCGGGGAGUGCAUUGAUGGCAAUACAGUCCCCUUCAAACCUACGGAGACGGAGUUGAUGAGCCUCGCCUCAAUCGAGACUCAGCCGCCUCCAAUUUAUAAUCCGUUUGGAUCAAUCUAUGCGAAUGCAGAUUUUUCAUACGACCCUGAUAAGCAGUUUUCUGGGUUAGGCUCGUUCUAUAACGGCUGUUACGGUAUGGACGUAUCCUGGCCGUCCAAUGUAAAUCAAUCGUUAGACGGAAUGGAGUCGUUACAAACUCAGGUAUCAUUGGAUUCGCAGUCAUCGGUAUAUAGCGCCCCAGGCGGUGUUACAACGAAGUUGGAGCCUGAAGCGCUACCUAUAGGAUCAACAUUUACUGAAAUGGGUAAUCAGGAUGCCUUCCAGCAACAGCCGCCAAGCGUGACGCCCGUGCUGCCCGCCAAGGUUGUAGCGGAGAACCCUAUCAUUUUGGUUGAUAAAGUUGAGAGAUCUCUCAUAGUGCAGUGGUACGAGAACGGAGUAAAAAGAGAGCAGCGUAUCUCUUACAAAAAGUAUGGCAACGCAAAGGCGCAGCAAAGGGCUGAGAACCUUAUUACGAAGCUUCUCUCGGGGUCCACUUUCGAACAACUUUAUCCGGAGAAAGGCCCACCAGUCCUUACCAUCUUCGAAAACGUUGGAAGGUUCAACGUCACCCUUACUCGCGAUAGAAGCGUUCGUGAGUGGCGUGUGGAGUGGACCAACAACACCGGCGCCAGCAUGCGUGCACGCUGGUCAUGCAAGAAGGUCGGUAACGAGGAGGCAAAGAGGCGUGCGGAGACGUUUGCCAACAGCCUCAUACAGGGUACGUUCAACCCACGACUUCUACACAAGGCCACCGGCACACGUGUGUCGAGGAAUGAUAUGAAGUUCAGUGCAGUAGUCAAUGAACCGGGGUACGAUCCGAACAACCUUCCGUUUGCAGUAGACUACAUGGAAAAGCUUAAUCGUAAAGAUCCCGCACCCAGAAAGAAGCGCGUUGUGACAAACCCGGCAGCUGGGCGCAAGAGGGCAACGGGUACUACGACACGCAGGAGGAAGGCGGAUGCUGAAAUUAACCCGCCGACUGACCCUGCUGCUAUCCACCACGCGAACAUGCCCCUCAACGUGUCGUUACCUGGGCUGUAUCCCGUAUCUCAGCAUGCCCCCGAAAAUGACUCUGCGCGUAACCACUCUUAUGACGGUAUGAACGCAACGGGUGAGGCUCUUGCUGCGCAGAACUGGCUCACAUGGAGCACCGCAGCGCAGAAGCAUUCAUUCAGUAGCACCUCCGAGUGGGACCUCCGCGAGUUGCAAAAUGACCUCAACAGCUACGGCAAGCCAUAUGAUUACUCGCAACCCAAUUCACUGGGCUAUGGUGACUGGAUGAGCAGCAGCAUGACCAAGUACGGAAGUCCGAGUAUAGACGCCCCCAUGAGCAUGUGCGAACUCGCGGAUGAUGCGCCGACUGAUUCUCAAAACGCGAAUGGACCUUUCGUUGCGUGUUACCCGUAUUUCCCGGCGACUCAGUCCAUCUGCUACAGCGACCCCAUGUCCUCGCAAGAUCAGCUUGGCGUCAGCGGUUCAUUCUUCGACACCGAUUUCUUGUCGGAAUCGCAGAGAACUAACCCGAUGAUGAUGAGCUACAACUCCAUACAGUGGAUGGAUCCGGAUCUGCCUAACACGGACAUCGGAAGCGCGCAACUCAUGACGUCUACGAAUUCGAUCAGUGAUGGCAGCAUACCAAUAAUGUCUGCUCCGGAGAAGCCCAAGAGGGGUAGAAAGAAGAAGAAAUCGCCCGAUUCGGACAUUGCGCCAACUUACGGUUCUGGCGCGGACGUAUCUCGAAUGGGAAUGGCCACAGCGUGGCAGGCCUUCAAUGGCUUCCCAAUGACAACCCUGGCCAUGAGCGGCUCAGGAUCCCCCUCUGAUUUCACCGCGUCGGAGAUGUUCGGCAGUGACGGCGGCUGCAUACGCAUUGGAAUGGGGAAUUCAACGAAUAAGGAUAAUGAUUCCAGCAACCAUGGCAAGGACGCUGCCGGGGUACAGGAGAUGCCAGGAUUCUACGCGGUACCGAGCAUGGGCUCCAAUGGCGGCAUGCAGUCUUCCCAUGGCAUGGGCAGCAUGGGUAAUCUUUACUAUUAA
This is a messenger RNA of Babesia ovata, 2268 nucleotides long. Its product is annotated as transcription factor with AP2 domain-containing protein. The transcript has a single exon. Lineage: Eukaryota; Apicomplexa; Aconoidasida; Piroplasmida; Babesiidae. Gene Ontology annotation, molecular function: DNA-binding transcription factor activity. Gene Ontology annotation, biological process: regulation of DNA-templated transcription. The coding region runs from base 1 to 2268 and encodes 755 amino acids. The record is from RefSeq and is a predicted model, not a curated record.